AUGAAGAUCGGUAAUGAUGAAUAUCCAAACUGUCAUAAAUUUUGUCAAUAUGAUCAUCGAGAUCAACUAACUCGAUGUUAUUUUAGUCUGACGAACGAUGGUGUCUAUGAUUUAAUAAUCUAUGGUAAAACAAAGGAAGAAAGUACAUAUGAAGGUGCAAUUCAUAUGCGUCUGAAAGUUCACGAUCUUCUUCAAACUCCACUAUUUCCAACAUUUUAUCGACCAUUCAAUGAACAUCACUGUACGUUAAUCGAACCGUUUCGACGGGUUGUGCAUCUAGGUGAACGCAUUACAAUACGGAUGCAUAUACCCGAUGCGACAACGGUUAAAGUUCAAAAUGGUAAUCAAAGCAUGUCGACGUAUGGUUUCGAAAAUCAGACGUUGACGAAAGAUGUUGUUGUUGAAGGUGAUGUGACGGUUUGUGCUAUUUUUGAUAGAACAGAGAUCUUUCAAGUCAUUUGUAAGUUUGAUAUGGCAUGA
Messenger RNA from Adineta ricciae, 480 nucleotides. NCBI's taxonomy places the organism in Eukaryota, Metazoa, Rotifera, Eurotatoria, Adinetida, Adinetidae. The record is from the annotation of a GenBank genome assembly.